Messenger RNA from Physcomitrium patens, 2644 nucleotides. RefSeq lists its product as uncharacterized. The record is from RefSeq and is a predicted model, not a curated record. Lineage: Eukaryota; Viridiplantae; Streptophyta; Bryopsida; Funariales; Funariaceae.
AUCUGCAGGAAGAGGAGCAAGGAGUAGAAGGAGCGAGGAGGAGGAAUAGUGGACGUCGUCAUGGGAUCGCCGUGCCCUGGAUUCGCGUAAUUGUCUUAUGCUCUUGUCCCAUGGACUAUAUCUAUGGAUCGCCAUUGUCAGGUCCCCUGCUAAGUUGUGUGUGUGUCCAUGUCGGCAGUCGCUCUGAAGAGUCAUAAGACUGCGCGACGGUCGGCUGUCUGAGAACUGGGCGUUGUACUUACUGCACCGAUUGGAGUAUGGAGUAGGUGCAAUUGUUGCGCCUGUUGUUGCGAUGUUCAAGAGUUCCAUGCGUUGUAGUUACGGUACCCCACUGUUGUCGAGUUUUUACGGUGGUUGAUGGUUGUCUAGCGGGGGAUUUGUCGCAGUUUCCGAUCGCUGAGCAGGAACCGAUUGUUUGUGUCGUCCGUGUUCUCGUGUGUCGACUUCUACAGAGCAUAAGUCCACAGAGCUUGCCGUAUUGGCAGCUGUCGCGGAGUUUGAGUGGCUCGAAGCACGGAGAAAGCCUAUGCUCGGAUAUUGUCUUGUGUUGCGAGCUCACUUGCAAGCAGCCAGCUGAAUAAUUUAUAUAUAUAUCAGCCAGUUGUUUUACAUCGAAGGCCUACGCACUAAAAGCUCUGCACCACACCCACAAUUCUCUUUCUUGAGGAUCAGGUGGAUCAGUGGCUAACAACAUGAUCGCCUAUUACGUAUCUGGCAUGGUUUGCUGUGAGCUGAGUAUCGUGGCGUACUGAGUUAUGACGUUUGUGCAGUUCAAUUGCUACGGUUUUGCCACUGUCUACCAGAAAUGGAAUAAAUUAAUUGUCAGUGGUAUCUAGUAAGCUCUGUCGGAGUUGCGAAAUCCUUCUCAGGAUACAAACAUUUAUAUACAUACAUAAACACACACACAAAAUAGUCACACACGACUCAACGAGUCUUGAAAAUAGUUCAAGUGACGGUUUUACAAUGGCCAGAUGGCUGGUUGCAAGUGCACAUGGAGUGGUAUCCGCUCAGAGUUUCCAAGUUGCAGCCUUGCUCUCCAUGGUCGUCGUCUUCUUAGUCUGCGUGACAACGCUGGUGGGCUUGUGCGCCGCUCACAGCAACCCCAAAGUGCUCAACCGAGAAUCCGAGCCUGAAGGCGAACUGGUGGCCGAGAUCAAAAAGGAAAGCCAGCGCUUCAGCCCCUCCGACUUGAAGUCCAAACUCGGCUCCUUCAGAAUAUCGUCCUUCCGAAACCCAUCUAGUUUCUCAAAUUCCAGCUCUUUUCGAAUUGACUGCAAAUCUCAGGUGGACGUAGUGGACGCUCUCCGGAAAGGCUGUCAAGCGGAGGAAGAUCCGAACGCAGAACCCGCGGUUUGGCAAAGAUCAAUUAUGCGCGGUGAACGUUGCGCCCCUCUCUCAUUCUCCGGGCUCAUUCUGUACGACGAGAAGGGCAAUCCUUUGAACCCAGAAGUGGUGCACAACAAUCCGCGUUCGAUGGCUUCGUGUUAACAAUGCCUUCAUGUUUUGCAUCUGGGUUCUGCAUCAAAUCAGACGAUUUCGCGGCGCUCUGUGCAAAUCCCAGAAUUCCAACAAGUCUUCGUAACUAAGGCGACGCAUAUCGACUUAUCGCAUUUGAGCUUGUAAAAUAGGGGUUAUGGAGCAACUCAGUUUUGUUGCACACAAACCAUUUCUCCGAGAACGCGACUGAAUCCAACGGAAACCAACCAUGUAGUUGCAAACACGAUGCUCAAUGGUUGUAUUUCUUAUUACUCGUGAAAAUCGGUGGAGUUAGGGUCUUUUUUAUUCAGGAGGAUAAGAAGCAAAAACGGCGAUCAAUAAUCGGGGUUGUAUGCUGCAAAAUAACUGAAUGUCAGAAUCUAUAGAUUUCUCACUCAGGGUUUAUAGCGCAGUGCCACACAGAUGUGGAGGCAGUGACGUUAUCCAUGAGUAUAAAUGCUGGAUUAUGCUUAGCACAGUCCAUUAUCAAGUCUAGAUUUUUGCGUGUGGAACAACGAGGAGAGUGAUAAGAAACUUUGGAGCUCAGAGCAGCUCAGGUUUUGUUCACAUUCGCGGCAUUAGUAGCGGACAAAAUUGAACUAUUUGUGGAUUCGAAACUGCAGUGCAGCAGUUCUGCAAUGAAAAAUAAAUACGCGCUCCGUGUCAAAGAAAUUUACAGAGAAGAGAAAGGUGAACAUCAUUCUCGUCUCAUUAACAAUGCUUCUACUUCAUGGGUCAGAAACUGGCUAUCAUCUUCUUCUUCUGCUGUGGAUUUGCAUUCCUCGUUCUUAGCUUUGUGUUUGAUGCUCUCGAGAGAUGCCUGUAACAUUACAGCAUUGUAUUGUUGCUGCAACUUCUGCUGCUGCUGUUUUCUGGUAUUCACGUGGAGCUAGAAAACUGGAACUGCCUACAGUCUUCUCAGCAUAUUUUGAGGAAUCUAGCCCUUUGAAUAUGAUUAUGUGUGCGGUACGGCAGAAAGCGAUAGGGGACAAAACUUACAUUGAAGUGGGACACUGCAAUCGGAGUCCCACCUUCAUAUUUGCAUCAGUUUCUUCCCUUCGUGUAAACUCUUUAUUUAGAAUUCUUUUAGUAUUCAAUAUCUUAUUUUUCUAUUCUGUUCCUUGUCAACGACGUAUUUCAAAUUAUAAUACUUGGAGGUUUAAAUGUA